AUGCUCUUCAAACAAUGGAAUGAACUUGCAGAACCAAGGCAUCAGCUAAAUGUCCCCUCCAUAUUCGGGAAUAACGGUUCGUUACAUGAAAGUCCUGUUCCUAAGGUUGAUAUAAACUGUCCAGAUGUACACAGAUUCAGUAAAGUAAUUAUUACAACAGCAAUAAUGAGCCCAUUGUUCCCUAGCACUUUAUUACAGUUAGAAGAGGUGGGGCAGUUGACCGCAAACCUGGAACUAGAGAAAGAAAGUAUUUCAGACCAACCUGUACAUUCGUGGGAUUUCGAUGAGAAUUUCCCGAAUCAAGUUGGUCCCAAAGAUUCUACAGAAAGUAUCAGCAAUGAAUAUACUUUUACAACAGCAAUUAUGGCUUUUAGCGACACGCUUUUGAUAAUUGUGAAAGAAAACUUCCUCAAGGUGUCACCAAUUGUUGUGAAUCAAGUUUCAAAAGAGCUAGUCAAAUUGCUUUCCAGGACAAACAGUAACGUCUCAAUAAUCGUUCUUGGAACGUCAGAUCAAUUAUUAGAAUUGAAGCCUAUUUCGAACACAUUCUGCAGUUUACAACCACCGGAAUUUGUCACAGGAUUUGUGGGUUCUGUAUUAUCACAAUUAGUUACUGCCUCGCUGCCAUUUGAAGGGUUCAUUGCACCCAGUGAAGGUCCCGUGGGCUUUGAAAAAAUGACAUUAGAAACCAUGGAGAAUCUAGUUGAAGCUUUCAAUAAAUGGAUACCCGUUGGGGUGCUUAAUUAUGCAGACGAAUGCUAUCGUCGCUGGAGAUUAGACGGUUGUGCCAGUGGCGCACAAUCAGGUCUUUACAUUUGA
This is a messenger RNA of Zygotorulaspora mrakii, 819 nucleotides long. RefSeq names its product Pba1p (gene PBA1). The record is from RefSeq and is a predicted model, not a curated record. Bases 1 to 819 code for a protein of 272 amino acids. Gene Ontology annotation, biological process: proteasome assembly. The transcript is spliced from 2 exons. NCBI's taxonomy places the organism in Eukaryota, Fungi, Ascomycota, Saccharomycetes, Saccharomycetales, Saccharomycetaceae.